Molecule: messenger RNA, 836 nt
Organism: Olea europaea var. sylvestris
Lineage: Eukaryota; Viridiplantae; Streptophyta; Magnoliopsida; Lamiales; Oleaceae
Product: NDR1/HIN1-like protein 1
Exons: 1
Coding region: 111-737 (208 amino acids)
Biological process (GO): defense response to other organism
Source: RefSeq, a predicted model, not a curated record
UUACCCUAAGUUUCAUAACUCUAGAGCAAUUUUCAUAAACAAAAUCUUGAACCAUUUUUCUCAACUAAAAGUUCUAAAUCUCUACAAGGUCUUGUUUCCAUAACCAAAACAUGAAGGAAGACUGCGGCCAACACGAUGACGACGGGAAGAAGAAGCUCUUCGGUCGCCUCUUGAUCGCCUUAUUCAGCUUCAUCUUCCUCGUCCUCUUCAUCAUUUUCCUAGUAUGGCUCAUCCUCCGCCCCUCAAAGCCACAUUUCAUCCUCCAAGAUGCCACUGUAUACGCCUUCAACCUCUCCACCCCCAACCUUCUCACUUCAAACCUCCAAAUCACCAUCUCCUCUCGCAACCCUAAUGACAGAAUCGGCAUAUACUAUGAUAAACUCCACGUAUAUGCAUCGUACCACGGCCAACAAAUUAGUCUCCCAACAUCGCUUCCAUCUACUUUCCAGGGACACAAAGAUGUUACAGUUUGGUCGCCAUUUUUGUUAGGAAAUGAAGUGCCGGUGGCGCCGUACCUUGCUGUUUCUUUGAACCAGGAUCAAAUGGUCGGAACAUUGUUGAUUAACUUUAAGGUGAAUGGAAGAAUCCGAUGGAGAGUUGGCUCAUUCGUAUCUGGGAAAUAUCAUUUGUAUGUGAACUGUCCAGCUUAUAUAAAUUUUGGCACUAAAAACAGUGGUGUUGCUGUCGGAAAUCCUAUCAAGUAUCAGUUGAUUAUGAACUGCCAUGUUGAUGUAUAAUGUUUGAGCUGUUUAAUUCCUAGCUCUUCUUGUUGGUUUAUUUUGUUUAUUUUAAAAACUUUUUGUUCAUUUUAUUUGAUCUUGAAGUCCUUUUAGGUU